AUGUGGGGAGCUGGAAUCGAGUUCACCAACGUCUUCUGUGGUAUCUUCUCGUCACUACACCUAUACAAUAUGGCCCAGGCCGCGACCAACGGACAGUUCAGCUGGCCCGACCUGGACUGCAUCGUCGACUUGCAUGGAGCAGAACAUCUUUUUUACGGCAGUCUUCCUACAAAAGGUACUGAAUUUGAACGUCGCUUUUCACUUGCCAUGGGACAGUCUGCCAGGUUGGCGUCAUCGGACCGCCGUCACACCAAGCAUUGGGUCUCGGCUCGUGGGUUUGCCAAUGCUGUCCGCCAGUUGCGACCAUCAAGCAUACUCAUCCAGACGCUCGCUGACAGAUACAACGCCAUCAGACUCGAAACUCGCAACGGAACCUUGCCCGGCGGCGCCCUCGAAUUGCUCGUCGACUGGCAGAAGCAGCGGCCAUCCGACGCUCUAGUGAGGCGCGAAUCCCAGUCGUCGUUCAUCGUACCCCUACUAGACCUAGCCACGAACGUCGUAAACGAAGAGUGGGAGCACCUGCUCUUCGAUUAUUUCGCGAUGCAUCGGCGGUGUUGGGACACUCUUCUCAGACUGCAAACAGACCUCCAUGACGAGCUAGCCUUCGCUGAGCGGAUGUUUGGUUGGAACCUCUUAGAGAGAAACCAUCUCAACAUCCGGUGCAUCCCUGGCUUCAUCAUGCAGUUGACGAGCGAAAACGCUGAAAUCAACAGACGUGGAGGCCGUCCCUCAACGACUUCUGAUGAUUUAUCGAGUGUCGUACCUCGGACAUAUUCCAUACCGGAAGAUGUAGCAAGAGCACAAGGAUUUGUCGGGCGCGACCACGUCAGGCAGCUGAUGGACUAUGAAGAAGACGUCGAGGAAAUAGAAGAGAUCGAAGACCACAGCACUGGUCUUGACGAGAACAGCACAACGGCGCGCCCAGGUCCUUCCACAGGUAGCCGUCACAAUCAGAGGGGCUCUCGCGAUCCCAACCUAGACGCAGACCUAGAAAUGCUGACCAUAGAUCUUGCUCUGGACCCGGAAGCCACCCCACAGCAAAACCAAUGCGACGCCGAGGCUGUGCUGAACGUCCUGAGAAGUAGACCUUCAGACCAGUGGUUGGCCAGCAUGCAGAGUCUGCUCGCCGUGCUGCAAGGUCAGGGCGCAGACCUCGAGUUCCUGGCGACGACUGAUGUUGACCAGGCGAAGAAGCUGCUUCAGGAAGUGAAUGGAAUAGCGGAUGCCCAGGCGAAGAAGAAGCAGAAGAACAAGAACAAGAAUAAGAAUCGUGCCUUGCGGCGGAAGGCCGAACGUCAGGCGCUGCAGGAGACGCAGGGGACGCAGGGGACGCAGGAGUCGCAGGAAACGCAGGAGUCGCAGGAAACGCAGGAGUCGCAGGAAACGCAGGAGUCGUAG
Messenger RNA from Anthostomella pinea, 1398 nucleotides. Lineage: Eukaryota; Fungi; Ascomycota; Sordariomycetes; Xylariales; Xylariaceae. The record is from the annotation of a GenBank genome assembly.